Messenger RNA from Manis javanica (Malayan pangolin), 1127 nucleotides. RefSeq names its product phosducin (gene PDC). Gene Ontology annotation, biological process: regulation of G protein-coupled receptor signaling pathway. The record is from RefSeq and is a predicted model, not a curated record. Lineage: Eukaryota; Metazoa; Chordata; Mammalia; Pholidota; Manidae. Gene Ontology annotation, cellular component: photoreceptor outer segment.
CGAGCUUGAGAGGAGUUCAGUAGACAGAGGUUCUCAUCCCCUGCACAGAAUCAAGGACUCCAGACACAACCAAACUUUUCCAUCUCUGUUCACUGGUUCCCCUACUAGCGAGCAGUAGUAAAUUUCACCAGCCUUUUGUACUGUAACUCAAAUGGAGACACUAGAUUAUAUCAAAUCUAAUCCCUACAAUGGAAGAAGCCAAAAGCCAGAGUUUGGAGGAAGACUUUGAAGGACAGGCCACACAUACAGGACCCAAAGGAGUAAUAAAUGAUUGGAGAAAGUUUAAACUAGAAAGUGAAGAUAAUGACUCAGUCCCGCCCAGCAAGAAGGAAAUUCUCAGACAAAUGUCUUCUCCUCAGAGUAGAGAUAACAAGGACUCAAAGGAGGGAUUCAGCAGAAAGAUGAGUGUUCAAGAAUAUAAACUAAUCCACCAAGACAAAGAAGAUGAAAACUGCCUUCGUAAAUACCGUCAGCAGUGUAUGCAGGACAUGCACCAAAAGCUGAGUUUUGGACCUAGGUAUGGGUUUGUGUACGAGCUGGAAACUGGGGAGCAAUUCCUGGAAACCAUUGAAAAGGAGCAGAAAAUCACCACAAUUCUUGUUCACAUUUAUGAAGAUGGCAUUAAGGGCUGUGAUGCUCUAAACAGUAGCUUAACAUGUCUUGCAGUUGAAUACCCUAUGGUCAAGUUUUGUAAAAUAAAAGCUUCUAAUACAGGGGCUGGGGACCGCUUUUCCUCAGAUGUGCUCCCCACACUGCUCGUCUACAAAGGUGGGGAGCUCAUAAGCAAUUUUCUGAGUGUUACUGAACAGUUUGCUGAAGAAUUUUUUGCUGGGGAUGUGGAGUCUUUCCUAAAUGAAUAUGGGUUACUACCUGCAAGAGAGAUACAUGCCCUAGAGCAGACCAAUAUGGAAGAAGACACUGAAUAAGGAUUCACUGUGUCAGCAUCUCAUAUUGCUCCUUUACAUGCUGAAUGUUGAUUUUGGUGGUAUCCCCAUUUCUUUAGAGAACAGCAAGAAUGCUCUAUUCUAAUUUGGAAAAAAAACAAAUUGACACUAAAAUUAUAGGACUAGCAUUCUUUAGUAUUAGUUACUCAAAUUAAUACAAUGCUUUACUACAAAACAUUGUAA